AUGGUACUUUUUACCAUAUUGAAAAUACUCCCAUUAUUCUUCACUGUGACAUUCGGUCAAGGAAAUAUUACCACUAACGAGCUACUGCAAGAUCGUUCGAAAUAUGGCGGGAACAUCACCUUUGACGACCCGGGCCGACCGACCCUCGCGUACCCAACCUCCCUCGGCUUCCUAUUCAUCUUCAUAACCAUCCUUAUCGGCGUUGUAGUAAGAGCUAUAAUGCUAUCAACCAGCAUGUGCAUACCAUACCGCGUAGUGAUGUUCUGCCUUGGCGGAUUAGCUGGAUUCUGCGCCAACCGCUUUCCAGACUUCAAACCCUUCGUAGAUAUCUGCUACGUCGAUGUCGACGUCCUUUUACUAACAUUCCUACCUAUAAUCGUCUUUAACACGUCCUACAAUGUGGACUCCCAUUCGUUUUGGAGAUGCUUCCCCCAAAUUUUGCUCGUCGGAGUACCAGGGGCGUUGUUAACUGCUCUUAUGGCAGCGUUCAUAGCGUACCACCUGAUAGAUUCUUCGUGGAAUCUCCCUACUGCCAUCUUGUUUGGGGUCGUCUGCUCUCCGAUAUAUCCUAUGGAAGUAGUGAAACAGUUGAAGGAGAUGACCAAAGGGAAGUACAUAAGCGUGCUGCUACUGGGUGAAGGGUUGAUAGGAGAUGCGACGGUCAUGAUUGAGUUUACAGCAGUUUUUGGGUACUUAGCCUUAGCUGUCACUGAUGCGUCCCAGAUCGCGUUGCUUUUGCUUCGGUACGCUGGCGGAGGGCUUCUUCUUGGCUUUGCUAUGGGAAAGAUAUCAGGGACUUUACUGUCUCUGACCUAUUACGACCUGUUAUGUGCUGUGACUGUGACGCUGUCUACUGCCUACCUCACGUAUUACAUAGGAGAGAAGUUCUUAUACGUGUCAGGACUCUUGGGGACUGUCAUAGCUGGUGUGCUAGUGAGCUAUAGGAAGUCGACUGUGGCGGGGGAGGUGGAGCAGGUGGUGGCUCACUUCUGGAGCAUACUGGCUCAUACGGCGAAUACCCUCGUGUUUACUAUGGUGGGGGUGGUGAUAUUCGAGAAAGUGAGCUAUGGGAUGAGCAUGCGCCAAGUGUCGCUGGUGUUUGUGACGUAUACCACUGUGUAUUGUUCCAGGCUGCUGGUGUACACAGCAAUGAUGCCGCUUCUCCGCCACGUGGGCUAUGGCAUGACAUGGCAACACUGCAUGGCUUGCGUGUGGGGCGGUCUCAGAGGCCCGCUCUCCCUGUGCCUAUCGCUGAUCAUCCUCCACAUCCCUACUGUGGCUGACGCUGGUGACAUCUUCAUAAUCCAAACGGCUGGACUGGUUCUUCUCUCCCUACUAAUCAAUGCCACCACCAUGGGCAAGGUUCUCAAGAUGCUUGGCUUGGCCGAGAUCUCUUUGGCCAAGAAAGCGAACAUGACGAACUGUGUCAAGCGCAUCAUGAUGACCAGGGACCGGUGCAUAUCCAUGCUGAAGAUGGACAAGUUCUUGGCGGAUGCUAACUGGGACUUGGUUCAAGAAGGCACUACAAUAAAGCACCCGUACCAGCUCCAAAUAUCCGGUCGGGAGGAAGACAGCGAGGAUGACACGUAUAUGGGGUACCACUACUCCACGUGUCCCGACUGCGAGCGAGAGAUUCCCAACGAGCCUACGAAGAAGGAAUUCGCUGAGAUGAUGAGGGAAGCUAACCAACGAGUCCUCAAAGCGAUGAAGAUAUCCUAUUGGCGCCAGUACGAGCACGGUAAGAUAAGCAAAGAUGGCGUCAGGACGCUCGUGCAAGCCGUCGAAGUUGCCACAGACUCUGAAAAUGGAAGGGUUAAUCUGGACCAGCUGGGGACUUUGUGGAAGCCAAAGGCACACGCAGUCUGGUUACGUCACAAGCUGGUAAACGUCAUGACGCCCGAAGCAGCGAACGCUCAAGUGCCGCGUCACCCGCUGCGUCAGCGCUGCUACCGGAUCGUGACCAGCGUGUGGUUUGACAUGUUCAUCUACCUGAUGAUCCUGUGUAAUACUCCCGUGAUACUCUGCGAGGUGGCUAUGAAGUCGCCAGCUAAGAUUUACACGCACGUCAUUAAGGGGUUGAACUUAUUCUUCUACAUCAUCUACGUAUUCGAGAUGAUCUUAAAAAUGAUUGCAUUCGGCGUUUGUGGGUACUUCAAGUCCCACUGGAACAAGCUGGACUUCUUCAUCAUUGCGAUGGCUACUGGUGACUUGGCAUUGGACAUAGUAGAUACUGUGACUCCUUGGGACAAGUGGAACAACUUCAAUUCCAGCGUCCUGACGGCCACGAAACUGUUGAGGAUGCUGCGGUUUCUUAGGCUUUGCAAGUUGGCUCGGGUUUCAGUCCCAAAAAUCAUGGCAUACAUAGAUCGGAUGAUAGAUAUCCAGCUAGCCUAUGGCUAUGAUGUCGGAAAGGGUUUCGUCACAGGAGAGCAGGAAGUAUGCAACUUGCUGCCCCAGCUGGUAGAUAACAAGCAGAUACAGGAAACCUUGAAUGCAAGGUUGGAAGCAGAUCGUUUAGCAGUGACGCGUCAGCUGGGACUCCUCCAAAGAGACCGGCCGUGGACCGCCAUCACCGUAAAGACCCGCCAAGCUACCACCUCCACCCUGAACAUUAUGAUGCUGGACGCUAUGCAGCUGAAGGAAGAAGGUUUCCUAGAUGAAAUGGAAUAUCGUUUAUUAGUAAAUGCGAUACAGGAAAAAGUUCAAAUGUGCCGACAUAAAGGCAGUCUAGUUGCACCGUCUUCACCUGAAACUCAACUUCGGGCCGUCUCAUGGCUACAAGGAAACGAGAGAGCAGCGGAUUUCUUUCUGGAAAACUCGGAAAUUAUGAAUUAUAAUUACAACGACAUCCUCAUCUCACGAGGCGACGAGCCCAAAGGCCUUUACAUACUGGUCUCUGGCCUGCUGGAAGCCACGUAUGAGCCACCAGAAGGUGACAUGGACGAGGCCAUACCCAACUACGAGUUCCUGACCGACCUGAAGUUCGGAGACCCCAGUCAAGACUACAUAGUGUCGGGAAACGCCAUCGGAGUACUGGGGGUGCUGACGAGUCGCCCCUACAACUACACAGUGCGUUGCGACUCCGCCGUGCAAGCCUACUACAUCACCAUGCCGAUCAUCAAGGAGGCCUUCAACCUAGCUCCACAUCCUAUCAUGGGUCUGGAAGCAGCGAUGUGGCGAGAGAUCGGCAUAAAGCUGGCGAUGAUGGUGCUACCCACCGUGCCGGCUUACCACGGCUGGUCGGUGGAGAAGUUGAGCAUGCGACUGGAGCAUGCCUUUGUGCCGUGUCUUAAAGCAUUCAAGGUGUUUGUAGUGAAUGAGCUGAUGGAGGACAUAAUCCUGAUUGACGGGGUCUGUCAAGAUAUGGCCACUCGGGAAGUGUUCCAGCCUCCUUGUUACAUACCCAGGACAGCCCACCGCCUGAUCUUCCCAAAGUCCUCGCAGCUGAUGGUGUCCAACUCCUGCCCCGAGACCAUGCUGCUCAUCGUCCCGGCCAAGGAUGCGGAUGAGCUGGACAUCAUGGAAGACGAGCUGGAUGACUUGCAGUGCGAACUGGUUUCCAACGUGUCCUCCCGCUGCCUGUACCACAAAGUGGUCCGCAAGCUGUCAAGCGACUCUCGUGGCGCGGUGGCGCGGCGCGGGCGCAAGCGGCGACGCGGGAAUGCAAGGAGAGUGAACUAUAGAGAGUCUAUGUGGGGGAAGCAGACGUCGAGCGCGCCCGGCAUCGGGACUGAUCAAAGCGAGAAAGAACUCAGUUCUAAAUAUUACAAGCCCAGCCUCGUAGACAUGCAACCCGAAAAGUUGGAGUCGACUCGUCAGAAAAGUGAGGUGAGGAUCACCGAGUCCGGUACACCAGAAGAAGAGCUCUACAACACAUUGCUUACGAAGCUCAAGCGAUCUUCGCUUGAAAAGCGAUAAAUCGUUACGAAAUCAAGGUAAAUCAAUUAUUAUUAAUCAAAUCAA
Molecule: messenger RNA, 3963 nt
Organism: Ostrinia furnacalis (Asian corn borer)
Lineage: Eukaryota; Metazoa; Arthropoda; Insecta; Lepidoptera; Crambidae
Product: sodium/hydrogen exchanger 10
Exons: 23
Coding region: 1-3918 (1305 amino acids)
Biological process (GO): sodium ion import across plasma membrane; regulation of intracellular pH; proton transmembrane transport
Cellular component (GO): plasma membrane
Molecular function (GO): monoatomic ion channel activity; potassium:proton antiporter activity; sodium:proton antiporter activity
Source: RefSeq, a predicted model, not a curated record